Messenger RNA from Sarcophilus harrisii (Tasmanian devil), 2274 nucleotides. RefSeq names its product fibrous sheath CABYR-binding protein. The coding region runs from base 189 to 2111 and encodes 640 amino acids. The transcript has a single exon. Gene Ontology annotation, biological process: negative regulation of protein sumoylation. Gene Ontology annotation, cellular component: sperm fibrous sheath; sperm principal piece. Gene Ontology annotation, molecular function: calcium ion binding. The record is from RefSeq and is a predicted model, not a curated record. Lineage: Eukaryota; Metazoa; Chordata; Mammalia; Dasyuromorphia; Dasyuridae.
AUAGAUAUUAAACCAGAAAGAGGCUUAUUGAAUAAAGUGGGAACCAACAAGAAUGUAAGACAGACUGUAAUCACUUGUGAUCAAUCCAUCACAAAGAAAAUCAAAGGAUUAACUACCUGACACUUUGGAGAAAUUUGACAAUUAGUAGUCUAAGAAAUAAUAUCAAAUUGAAAUCAUCAACCCUGGCAAUGGAAGAAAGUAAUGAAUAUGAUAAUUCUGUUUCAGCGGGGAGGCAAGAAAUGAGAAAAAGAAGGAAACCUUCUCAACCAAUGGUAGACAAAUCCCAGCAAACAGAUAUCAUUGAGAAAAAGAAAUGCCUGUCAGGUUCACAACUGUCUACACCAAAAGCUGUCUUUAGUCAUAGUAAUAUACUUGACAGCAAAGCAAAGUAUUCUACUAAAGAAUAUGAUAACAUGAGAUUAUCUUCUCAGCUUCAACAAACCUGGCAGAAGAGAAAAUUUGGACAAGAAUUAAUAGAUAAAUUUCAGCAGACAGAGGAAACUAAAGGAGGGGGACUAAAAGGAAUGGAGGGAAAAAUUUUAUCACCAAAAUCUAAGCUUGAGGAAUCAAGUGGGGGAGGAAAAAUGAAGUGUGGUGAACAAGUUGGAGAAGGCUUAGUUGAUGGAGGGCCACUUCCUUUUAUCCCUGAAUCUGAGAUUGAACAAGUUGCUCAUCCUUGUAUAGAGUAUGAAACUCCCUUAAUCAGAUCCCAGAGCUAUUGCUUGAUAAAUAGAUCUCAGCAGACAAGUUGCACUGGAGACUGGGGUCUUAUGGCCUCCUUAUGCAGAGAAAUGGUGGACAAGCAGACUGGAAUGAGUGACAUAGAGCUACUGGGAUUUCCUAGUAGCAAAAGAGAUUCAUCAUGCCAGUCAGUGGAAGAUCCUGAAGAAACUAAAAUGAAGUCAAGGAUAUCCCGAGGAAGUUCUACGGCUAAUAGAACCCAGACAAGUACUAGGGCUACCAAAACAUCCACUGCCAGGGGAAGUGCUCCUGCUAACAAAAUUUCAUCUCCCCCAGGAAAUGCCAAAGUCAUCUCUGCCAAGGGAAAUACUGAAGCUGGUGGUAGAACUUUUUCUUCCCAGGCAAGUGCUAGAACUAGCAAAAUGUCCUCUGCCAGGGCAGGUGCUACUGCUAGCAAAAGUUUCUCUCCCCCAGGAAGUGCCAAAGUCCUCUGUGCCCAAGGAAGUAUUGAAGUUGCUAGCAGAACAAGUACUAAGGAUAGCAAAACAUCCUCUGCCAGGGGAAGUGCUACAGCUAGCAAAACCUCAGCUAUUGAAGCCCCUGAAGAAUCUGGCUCAGUAUCACCCAUUAUAAAAAUGGAGGGUAUUUCUGUGGAAGAAGUAGUUCGUGAAGAAGGACAACCUCCUGUUGCCGAACUUGAAUCUUCUGAAAGAGACAGUUCUUUGGAACUAGAAUCUCCUUCUGCUGCUGAAAGAGAAUUUCCUCCUGAGGAAGGUUUUCUUGAAGACAUAGAGUCUCCUGUUGAAGUAGAGACUUUUCCUGUGGAAGAACAAGAGGAACAAGAGCCUUCUGAUGAAGUGAAGUCUUCUUUUGUGGAAGAAACUCAACUUGAUGAGGUAGAAGCUGCUGCUGCUGAAGAGGCUGCCCCUGUAGAAGCUCCUCUUGAGGAAUUAGAGCCUCCUUCUGAUGAAGUAGAGGCUGCUCCUGUAGAUGAAGCUCCUCUUGAGGAAGUAGAGUCUCCUUCUGAAGAAGUAGAGGCUGCCCCUGAGGAAGAAGCUCCUCUUGAGGAAUCCGAGCCUCCUUCUGAAGAAGUAGAGGCUGCCCCUGAGGAAGAAGCUCCUCUUGAGGAAUCCGAGCCUCCUUCUGAAGAAGUAGAGGCUGCUCCUAUGGAAGAAGUCCCUGUGGAAGAAGCUCCUGUUGAAGAACCCAUUGAGAAUGAUUCUGAGGAAGUUCCUCUAAAGGAACCUGAACUUGAGUCUCCUGCUGAAACAGAGACUGCUCCCGUAGAAGAAAAACCUCUGGAUGAGCUAGAGCCCCCCCAAGAUGAUGCCCCUUCUGAUUUACCGCCUUCUCCUCCUGUGGAACAAGAGGAUCCUACUGAAAAAGAAGUUCCUCCAGAAGAACCAGAAGCUCCUGAGGCAGCUGAGUAAGGAAGAGUCCCCAAAAAGGAAGAGCAGCACCAAGUUAAAAUUUAAGCACAUGUCUUAGAAAAGGAUAGGGCCCUGAAAGUAGAAGGGGAAUUGUCAAAGGAAAAGGAAACAUCACAAUUGGAGUUCAUAUUGGAAAAAUGAAUAAUAAAAAAGGAAAGCGGUU